This is a messenger RNA of Fundulus heteroclitus (mummichog), 1290 nucleotides long. RefSeq names its product sosondowah ankyrin repeat domain family member Ab (gene sowahab). The record is from RefSeq and is a predicted model, not a curated record. Gene Ontology annotation, molecular function: protein binding. Bases 1 to 1290 code for a protein of 429 amino acids. The transcript has a single exon. Lineage: Eukaryota; Metazoa; Chordata; Actinopteri; Cyprinodontiformes; Fundulidae.
AUGGCCCUGACCCAGGAGUCCGUGUUGUGUUUUCUGCUGGAGCGCGGAGGCAAAGUGAGAAACUCGGAGCUGGUGAGCCACUUCAGGAGCCUCAUUAUCAGCGGCGGCGAUCCCGCGGAAAGGCAGCACAACAGGGAGCUGUUCAAGAAGCUGGUGAACAGCGUGGCUGUGGUCCGGCAGAUCGACGAGGUGAAGUUCGUGGUGGUGAGGAAGCGCUACCAGGACUUCGUGAGGGAGGAGAUGUGCCUGCAGGCGCGGAUGGAGCAGAGCCUCUGCCGCCAGAACGCGGACAGCGAUGCGCGCAGCUCGUCGAGUACAAUAAGUCCAUACGGCGACGGUAGGAACUGCGCGCUGAGGGUGCAGGAAAGCGGGCCUUUGUCCGCCGCGGGUUCAACCACCGUAAAAGUGCUGAGUAUCUCCGGGGAUCAGCCGUGCAGAGCGGCUAAAUCUGGAGCCGUGUUCGCUGUCAUAGCGGUGAGAUCCCCGGAGAGAGGCUCUGCAGCAGGGGCAGGGGACGGAUCACUCCCCCAGGUGCAUCAGCAUGGAAACCCAGACAAACCAGCCCUCAGAGCUGCCUCAAUCCCACCUCCAACUUCUAAGCCCUCCUCCUCUCAUCAGAGGAAUUUAAUAAAAGAGUCCCAGUGCUGGAAAUCCAAGCAGGCAGAGGCCAAUCAGGGCCCGGGCUCUCCCCUGGCCAGGCCCCAAAACAAGACCUUCAGACAGGCUGAAGAUGCCAAAUACAGUGAGUCUGUGCCUUUGGAGCCAGUGGCCCACGAGUGGCUCGUAAAGUGUGCUGCUGGGCUGUGGGGACAAAUAUACGCCUUACUGCUGCAGGACGCGCGCUUAGCACAGAGGAAAGACUUCAUGUCGGGGUUCACAGCCUUGCACUGGGCCGCCAAGGGCGGCAGCUGUGACAUGAUACACAAACUCAUGGACGUUUCCAGCAAAAGGGGCACGUACGUCAACAUCAACAGCAAAGCACACGGGGGAUACACGCCUUUGCACAUCGCAGCCAUGCACGGCCACGCAGAGGUCAUGGUCGCUCUGGUGCAGCGCUACAAAGCAAGCGUGAACGAAAGAGACAACGACGGCAAGAAGGCGCUCCACUACCUGGGGGAAGGUGCCUCGGCCGAGGUCAGGGCCCUGCUGGGUGGGCCGCGGCGGAGCGGAGAGAAGACGGAGGACGAGGAAUACAAGGAGCACGCCAGGGGCUUCAACACCAUCAGCAAACUGUUCCACCCUCACUUAGGGAAGAAGCACAAGCCAUGCAGAAUUGCUCACGAGUGGUAG